Messenger RNA from Entrophospora sp. SA101, 159 nucleotides. The record is from the annotation of a GenBank genome assembly. NCBI's taxonomy places the organism in Eukaryota, Fungi, Glomeromycota, Glomeromycetes, Entrophosporales, Entrophosporaceae.
AUGUCUAUGAUAGAUGGCAAUGUUGAAUUAAAAGUUCCCGAGGCUUUACAAUCUGAUCAACAUAUUGUAUUAAAAACGUGGCAUAAACAAUGGCAAUUUCCAAGAUCAUCCAAUCGCAUAUCUCUCUCAUCUGGGAUUGACAUAAAGCCUACUAUUUGA